Plasmopara halstedii is the source of this 1581-nucleotide messenger RNA. Its product is annotated as u4 u6 small nuclear ribonucleoprotein prp31-like. NCBI's taxonomy places the organism in Eukaryota, Oomycota, Peronosporomycetes, Peronosporales, Peronosporaceae. The record is from RefSeq and is a predicted model, not a curated record. Gene Ontology annotation, cellular component: precatalytic spliceosome; U4/U6 x U5 tri-snRNP complex; U4 snRNP. The transcript has a single exon. Gene Ontology annotation, biological process: mRNA splicing, via spliceosome; spliceosomal tri-snRNP complex assembly. Bases 1 to 1581 code for a protein of 526 amino acids.
AUGUCGACACUCGCAGAUUCGUUUCUUGAGGACCUGGACGAGCUUAGUGGGGGGAGCAGCGAAGAGAAUGAGAUACAAGCAACCUAUACUGACCUUGAUACCACUCUCCAUGAUAUCGAGGAGCAUGAUGAAGGCAAUGUCGACGAACAGAUGCCUAAAGCUCAUAGCGCCUCUGAGCCUCGACCAGAGGACUCGGAAUCUGGUACGAAAAAGGCGGAUGAUUUGAUAAAGUCAAAUAACAAGCAUCGCAGCGUCGCGGCUGUUCUGACACUUAAAUAUUCGCCCAAGUACCUUUCGCACGUUGAGAAGAUUCAGCAAUACGUGGACGUGGAUGACGAAUCUGCUGCUAGCAUUUCCAAACCUCGACCACUUGAGGAAGGCAGCCCGGAGUAUGAUCUAGUGGUGACGUCAAAUGACCUAAUGGUGCAAAUCGACGACGAAAUUGAGGUCGUGCACCGCUUUAUUGCCGACAUCUACGCGGCCAAGUUUCCAGAGCUCGACUCACUUGUACCUAACGCUUUGGACUAUGCUCGCGUUGUUAAAGCUGUUGGCAAUGAGAUGGAUUUGACGCUCGUGGAAGAGCUGCCCAAAAUCUUACCAAGCUCAGCAGUGAUCGGAAUCUCCGUGACGGGUUCAGGCACCAGUGGCAAACCGCUGGAUCCAUUAGCAUUGAAAGUCUGUAUGGAAGCAUGUGAUGAGUUGCUGUCGCUGGAAAAUGAUAAAAAUAUGAUUUUGCGCUUUGUAGAAAGCCGAAUGAAAUACUUGGCGCCUAACCUUUCGCAGCUCGUGGGUACACGGAUAGCUGCACAACUUAUUGGACUUGCUGGCGGGGUGGCACAAUUAGCACGGAUCCCUUCGUGUAAUUUGCAGGUUUUGGGACAAGAAAAGAAAGUUUUAAGUGGAUUUUCAUCCGCGGCGGCACUCAAGCAUACAGGUAUUUUAUUCUUUAGUGACCUCGUCCAAAGUGUGCCGCCGUAUUUGCGAAUGAAGGCGUGCAGAGCGGUUGCUGGUAAAUUAGCGCUGAUGGCGCGUGUGGAUAGCCAGCCGCAUCAAAAUGACACAGAAGGACUUGUCGGUGCACGCUUCCGUACUGAGCUUGUAGAAAAGAUGGACAAAUGGCAGGAACCUCAAAAGGCCAAGUCGAAAAAGGCUCUGCCUGUUCCAGAUGAAAAACCACGUCGCAAACGUGGUGGCAAACGCUAUCGCAAGAUGAAAGAGCGGCUGCAGAUGACAGAUGUGCGACGUGAAUUGAAUCGGCAGUCGUUUGCCACUGCUGACGAAGAGUAUGGAGAUAACGCGAUGGGAAUCACUUCUGGACGGCUUGGUCAGGAAGGAUCGGGAAAGCUACGUAUUUUGCGCAAGGAACAGAAGCAGUCAAGUAAGAAGCUUCGCGCUGCUAAUUUCGCCGCGUCUUCUGCUAGCAAGCCACCUCUUUCUGGACUAGCAUCUAGUCUCGCCUUUACGCCCGUUCAGGGCAUUGAGCUCAUGAAUCCUGAAGUUGCUAAGGCUCGCGUAGCCAGGGCAAAUAACAAAUACUUUUCCGCAGCAAGUGGGUUCGUCAGUGUAGUCAAGAAAUCAUAA